GCGAUAUAUCUGUGGCAAGUGUUUGAGUGAUCUGUUGGAUGAACUCCGUGGCCAACCCGGGGAUGAUGUAUGUGUUGGGAAGUCAGGCAUCGGUGGUGAACGAGAACUCAGGUCUGAAACAACAAGUGGAUGGUCUGAAUGCAGACAACGAGCAGUUGAGACGCAAACUGUCGGCCAAGAACUCAGAGUGCGAUAAACUCAAGCAACAAAUCAAAGACAUUAAGCUUGAGUGCGACCGAUAUAAGCAGGUUAUGAUCCAAUUGAAUGACACCAUCGUCACCGGCAAUGGACACGGAACUGGAGGCAAGUCCCGCAAGAGCCAGAGCCACGGGUGCCACUCGUGCUGUCACGCGGACAAGCCAUACAUCUGCGAGUGGGACAACUGCGGCAAACGGUUCCGGUCGAGACCACAUCUGGACGCACACAAGAAUAUACACACCGGACGCCGGUUCCCAUGCGAUUGGCCUAAUUGUGGCAAAAGUUUUAUGAGAAAAUACAAUUUGGUUGAACACACGAAACUGCACUCCAGUGUCAACCCCAAUGUUUGCGAUUUUCACAAUUGCGGCAAAUUUUUCUCAAGUAAAUACAGUUUAAUGAGACACCAGAGCGCACAACACGACCCAAACCGAAAGGAGGGACACCUGACCAGCGCUCAGAUGGCAGAGCUGUUUAAGACAACGGAAUAA
Molecule: messenger RNA, 686 nt
Organism: Oppiella nova
Lineage: Eukaryota; Metazoa; Arthropoda; Arachnida; Sarcoptiformes; Oppiidae
Source: the annotation of a GenBank genome assembly